Paracoccidioides lutzii Pb01 is the source of this 207-nucleotide messenger RNA. RefSeq lists its product as hypothetical. The coding region runs from base 1 to 207 and encodes 68 amino acids. The record is from RefSeq and is a predicted model, not a curated record. The transcript has 2 exons.
AUGGCACAAUCACAGGAUGUGAUUGAGCUCAUCACUGAUGAGAAGAAAUUCAGCUGUGAACUGAGGACGCCAGGGACCAUGUACGUUGAUGAACUUGCAAAGUAUGAUCAUAUGCUUCUGACCACAAAUGAGAUGGAGUUUCAGGUUGAUUGGGCGCGCACUCAGCUGAUUCUCUCCUCCCAGCUCGCGGCUGUCAUGGGCAACUGA